GGACCCAAACUUAAUUGGGUACCAAAAUCUUCCUCCUCCUAAUACAGGAAGCCGCUAAGUACCCAGGUGUCUGGUACUUAGACAGUGGCUGUUCAAGACACAUGACGGGUGAUGCGAGCCUUUUGAGCAAUCUAAUUCCCUAUGAUGGUCCAAGAGUUACUUUUGGAGGAAGCAAUGAUUUUGGUCUUACCAAAGGGCUAGGAAAUCUGGUGUACAAGGGACUAACCAUCCAAGCUGUUUCUUAUGUAGAAGGUCUCAAUUAUAACCUUCUUAGCAUAAGUCAGUUUUGUGAUAAAGGUUAUUCCUUGGAAUUCUGCAAGGACAUGGCAUCUCUCAAGAACAUCUCCACAAAUGAAGUCAUUCUCACUGGGAAGAGAAUCAGAAACAUCUAUGAAAUAAUGUGGGAUAAUGUCAAGGAAGCAUGUCUAAUCAGCAAAGACAAGGAUGAAGAAGCCAAUGAAGGAGAUAGAAUGAAGCCCACGGAAUUCAUUCCAUUCAGAAGUCUGCCUCUGAAGACUUCACAGAGGAAUCCGGAUUUAGACAGUGUUGAGCCCUCCGGAAAUCUAGGCCAGCCUUCCAAUAUUCCGGAUAUCUCAAACUGCGACAAUUCCGGAAAUGGCGACCCAGUGCCAAUCCAUCCGGAAACACCAACAACCUCUGUCCUUCAACCAGAAGCUGAACUAGAUCAACCAGUCAAUCCUAAUCAACACAAUCUUCGUUGGUUAAGGGAUCAUCCUCCUCAACAGAUCAUUGGAGAUAUUCAAUCUGUCAACCCUGAUGAUUAUAGGAAGAUAUCAAGAUGCAAAUCCGCCAAUGAGAUGUGGACUAAACUGGAAGUCACUUAUGAAGGUUCACUUGAGAAAAUGAAUCUUGAAGAAGGUGAAUCUAGUAAGACAAAAUCUGAAAAACAAAGAGAUGUUGAAGAAAAAGUUGAGGACAAAAAGGAAGAGCAUAUUGCAAAUGAGUUACCACCCGAAUGGAGAACUUCAAGAUAUCAUCCUUUAGACGACGUGAUUGGUGAAAUCUCCAAAGGGGAUAUGAAACCUGAGACACCAUUUUGGAGGAUCAAACGGGAAACUGUGAUGCGGGCUAUGCAUGAUACAAAUGACGAGAAUCGUGCGAGUUCUGGACCAUCCGAAUGCCGAUUUGCCUCGUCUAAUGGAAAAGUGACCCUGCCCAUGCUCUUCGAGUCCUUACAAGAUAUUCGCCGUCAACAAGCAAUUCAUGGGUAUAAUUUAAACAAGUUGUUAGUAAAACAUGGUGAGCAAUGGGAGUCUCCAUCUCUGGAUAUGCUACAACCAUAUAUGGGUCAUGGUUCUUCCUCCUCUACUUCGCAUGGUGCUGGAAAUGAUGAUGAUGAUGAUGAUGAUGACGAUGAUGAUGAUGCCGAUGACGAUGGUGAUGAUGAUGCUGGUGAUGAGACUUCUCUUGUUGAUGCUGCCAUGGAUGCGGAAUGAGUGGAUGGGGCACUCAUAUUUUGUUCUAAACUAUUUAUCUAACUCUUUACUCUUUUGUUUUUGUUUAAUUCGACUUUACUAUCCCC
Molecule: messenger RNA, 1543 nt
Organism: Cuscuta campestris
Lineage: Eukaryota; Viridiplantae; Streptophyta; Magnoliopsida; Solanales; Convolvulaceae
Source: the annotation of a GenBank genome assembly